This is a messenger RNA of Blastomyces gilchristii SLH14081, 4527 nucleotides long. Its product is annotated as meiosis protein MEI2, variant. The transcript has 12 exons. The coding region runs from base 992 to 2719 and encodes 575 amino acids. Gene Ontology annotation, molecular function: RNA binding. The record is from RefSeq and is a predicted model, not a curated record. NCBI's taxonomy places the organism in Eukaryota, Fungi, Ascomycota, Eurotiomycetes, Onygenales, Ajellomycetaceae.
UAUAUACCUCGCUCCUCGUCUCUUCAUCAUAACCCCGCUUUUUUCCUUUCCUGGUCGCCCUCUUGAUGGUCUCAUCCUCUUCCGGCGUCUUCCCCUCCAUUUCCCUCUUUUGAGGGUUCCAAGGCUGGUGGAUGUCCGUCUCUCUCCCUCCCCACAGGCUGUUUCCCCCUCUCUGCCGCCCGAUUGUAGCCAAUUGUGGCUGGGUUGCCGUGCUGGUGUGUCCCUGCAGACCCUACCUCACAGAGCCUCCUCCUGUGUUCGUCAUUCCAAAGUUGCUGGAUGCUCACCCGAUUUCCCCCUCACAACUGCUCACAACUUGCUCACAGCUCUUCUUAUUCCUUCUUAUCCCUUCUGAUUCUCCUGAUUCUUCUCUUCCUCCUGUUUAUCUUUCAUCACUUUAUUGGCGUGUAUAUUCACUUGUUCCCAUCCCAACCUCCUCUCAUCCCCUCUUCUGGCUGUCUAUUUGGCUGUCUGAUGCCCUGUUUCCAUCUAUCUCCCCAGCCUUUCUGUUUUGUUUCCUGAUCUUUCCCGCUCUUUUUUCUCUUCUCCCCCUUUCUCGCCCAUCCGCUGCUCAUCUCUAUCCCCCCCGCCCCCAAGUCUUUCAUAUAGCUUCCUCGACAUAUCUCUUAGAUAUAUCUCUUUUCCAUCUACACGAUUUUAUCAUCGUAUAUCUUUCCAACCUUCUCUUCCAACAGCAAUACCGACAAGACAAGCUCGCUCCUCAGUAUUCGCUCUCUCUCUCUCUCGCUAGCUGGAUCCUCCACGUGCGUUUUCUUGCCCUGCUUCAGUUUCUCCUCUUAUAUCCUUCGCUUCCACUUGAUUUCUUCAUCGUAGCAACUCACUCCUCUUCGUCUUCUCACCGAACUCAUCAUAGACACUCAAAAGCCCACAACAAGCCCUUCAAGCAAGAAAGGCCUUUUUUGAAAUCACAAAACCAUCCUUGUUCAUCAUCUCUUUGAUUUGCUUGAUAAAUCUCGCUCUCCAAGCAAAAAUGAGAGGCAACGGAUCUUCUGCUAUUGCAAGCAGCCCUCGCUCCUCAGAUGAGGCUGCCUCUCGCAACGGCUCCCCUGAGACAAAGCUUACUGCCUUCUCCCCUGAAGACCUCCGUCUGAAGUCCCGCUUCGAGGCCGGAAGGGCUUUCUGUGGUCCUCCUGACGAUAGUCACCGUCCUUUCUAUUCCAUUAAUAAUGGACUGGGCCAUCAUCAGGGUCAAGACCCCUUCUUGUCCACCCCAUCUUCUGCUGGUCGCGCCCAGCUUUCUCCCACUGCCUCCAGCUUCACCCCGUCUGGGUUCAGCAUUAAUCCUUUUGGAUUUUCUGCCCGUUCGGCUUUCCAUGGAGAUCAACAGCCACAGCCCAUGGCUAAAGGCUACUUAGCUGCCACUUCAGAGCCUGAUGCCUCUCCUGAUGCUAGUGAUGUCUUUGGGACGCGCUCAAACCUACGCCUCUCGGGUUUUGGCCCCAUCGGGAAAGCAAAGUUGGUGAAAAGCCCGCUUCCCAUGAUGUUUGCCCAUCUAGGGAAGUUCGACGGCGAAAAUCGCAACCGUGCUUUCGCUAUAGACGGUGUCCCAGCAAACCUCCCCUAUCUCACUCUUGCUGAGAUUUUCAACCGUCGCGAAUUCGGGACUCUCAAGGGCCCUGUGUUCACGGAACUCAGCUCUGCCGGGUGCAUCUAUGUGGGGUUUACUGACAUUCGUGAUGCCAAAAAUGCCUCCGAAAAAGUUAGACGUCUUCAUCCUGAAUGGCGCAUCCGCUCCUUGACUGCAAGGGAGUAUGCCCAGAAGUUUGACCCGGCCAAUGCUGGUCUGGUUUCCGAUUUCGAAGGCCAAGUUUUUGCCUCUGUUUUUUAUGACAGCUCUAACCCAUCCUUGGAUGCGCGUGUUGUGUCGCACUCGUUCAAGGAUCUCUUGGAGACUUUUGGCGAUAUCAAAGCUUUCCAUGGCAUGCCAAAUACCCAAGGAAACGUUGAUGAGUUUUUGAUCGAGUUCUUCGAUACUCGUGCUGCUGAUAAUGUCGUUUCGACUUUGAACGGAACAUCUGUGGACGAAUGCGUUCUGGAGCUUAAACUCCACAGACCAGACAUGGCAGAGCCACAAACUCCUCGCCAUGGAUCUUUCGAAUCCAGAGACUUCUUCUCUUCAUCUGAUGUGUCGAACAAGCGGCCAUACAGUCGUCGAUCCAUGACUCACAUGCAUUCUAGUCCAUACCAUGAACUUAGCCCUACUGGCCGCUCUAUCAUUCCGAUUGAUGACCAUGUAGCAACUAUGGGUUGGAUGCCAAAGGCUGACGAUAACUUUGGGUUCCGUCCUCGCCAUGAACUUAGUCGCCAUAGUGAUCCUCGCUCUAACAAUCAGAACUUCGUCGACAUCGAACGCAUCCGCUGUGGUGUCGAUGUCCGCACUACAAUUAUGCUUCGCAAUAUUCCAAACAAGAUUGAUCAGGCCAUGCUUAAGGAAAUCGUCGACGAAACUAGCCAUGGUAAAUACGAUUUCAUGUAUCUGCGUAUUGAUUUCGCAAAUAACUGCAAUGUCGGCUAUGCGUUCAUCAAUUUCGAGGAUCCAAUUGAUAUCAUCGAUGUAGGGCUCUAUCUUCCAUUCUCGUAUCCGUAUAAGCGCACUUACUUUUCCCUCCAUUCUAGUUUGCCAAAGCUCGUGCGGGUCAUACAUGGAAUUGCUUCAACAGCGAUAAAAUUGCGGAAAUAUCCUACGCCAGUAAGUUAAAUCCUUUCUUUCCUUAUUCCUUUCGCUAUUCUUUUCAUUUGGUUCCGCGGGAAGUUCCGUGUACGCUGAUGUUUUCACCAUUUAGCUAUCCAAGGAAAGGACUGCCUGGUCCAAAAAUUCCGCAAUAGUUCCGUAAUGCUUGAGCAUCCCUCCUUCCGCCCAAAGAUUUUCCACACCGGCACUGGACCCCUGGCUGGAUCCGAGGAUCGUUUCCCAGGCCCAGACAACCCGUCAAAAAUGCGUCGUAGCGUCGAAAACGCAGAGCAUGUCGGCCUCUUCGCGCCACGUGUUGGCCAGCAAUAUCGCGACGAGCAGCGUCGUCGUCGCUCCCAGUUCGACCGCGGGACCACCGCCGCUGAGCGUGAGGCGUAUUACGUCCGCUCCUCCAGCUCCUUCACGCCUAGACGUGGCGCGUUGAAUGGAAACGGGAACGGUGGUGUAAUGCUACCGAUGAUGGUGAUGUCUCCGUGUUAUGAGGGCCCUGUUUCUGGUGCUGAUGGUGGUGUUGGCGCUCGGGCUUCUUGAAAAAUAGGAGAAGGGAUGGAGGGCCGUUUUCUGCGUACUUGCGGGUGUGCGAGUGGGUAUCGAUUGGCCAAGGAAAGAAAGGAAAGUAUCCAUUUUCGCUCUUUUUGUCCUUUUUUGCCUGCUUCGAAUGGGGUUUUUGUGUUUAUUUCUUGUUUUGCCCUUCCACUGGAUUCCGAUAAUAUCUUCCCUUCCUCACCACCCUUCAGCACCAGCAGGGUGUGUUGUCUGAAUUUGCGCUGUGUAUGGCUGGUCGCUCGGUAACUUAAUUCUUCAGUUUCUCCCUUUUCCUUUUGUGUCAUAUUCAUACCCGCUCUCCUCCCUCCUGUCCUCUCUCGAACCCGAAUGCCACUGUUUGGUUGUGAAAGGAAUAGUCUUCAAGAAAAAUUUUCCGGAAGCGAGAGAGAGAAAGAAAGGGAAAAAGAAAGGAGAGUGAUGGAAGGCCAAUUCAAUCAAUGCCUGAUCGACAGGCAUGGGGGAAAAAAAAAAAAGAAAAAAAAAGGAAAGAGCCCUCUUUUAUCCAUCUUGCUCUGUGUACCCAUUACUCAAAUUUGGGAUUGGGUAGAACCCAUCAAUCGACAGGCAAGUUGUUUGGUUUGGUUUGAUCCUUUUUCAGAAAAGGAGCUCAGGCGUGUGUUGUUGGGUUUUGUUGGUUGCUGGAAUGGAACUUAGUUGAGUUGGGCUUUUAUUUACCUUUUUUGUGUUUUCUUUACUCCUUUCGAUUAUGCUUGCUCGUGCUCAUGCUUGUUCGCAUGUUCUGCUCGGCUGUGUUAUUUCUAUUCCUUUGCUCGACGAGUUUCUGGGUUUGAGACGACACGCUCGAAGUGGGGAACGACUAAUUAAUCUACCUUAAAAAUGGGACAGAUAAGAGGUGGAUCUUUUUCUUCUCUAAGUUUGAUUUUGAUUUUUUACCUUUCUUGCCCACGACCUUCUCUCACUUCUUAGGCGAUCUUCCCUCCUUUACCCAUGUACUUUUAGUCUCAUGUAUGUAUUGUAGUUUUAACUACACAGACACGGAUGGAUCUUUUAUCCGAAAAAUUUCCCCCUCCCUUGUGGAGUCCCUUGGAGGUUUUUUGUUGCCAAAUAGCAGCGUGGAAUUAAAUGGGGAUCAUACCAUCUCUAAGUCCCACAUAAAUAGCAUGUUGUAGCGGUAUCAAACUCAGCUCUCAAGGGAAGGAAGUGGGGAGGCCACGGCUGUAUUAGUGAAGCUUUCAGUUGUAUGUAUUUAGCAGUUUCCUUCGCGUUUGACGGGCCAAUAGUUAAAACUAAACAGACAGUAAGCGAGG